Messenger RNA from Fopius arisanus, 3909 nucleotides. RefSeq lists its product as uncharacterized. The record is from RefSeq and is a predicted model, not a curated record. The transcript has 7 exons. NCBI's taxonomy places the organism in Eukaryota, Metazoa, Arthropoda, Insecta, Hymenoptera, Braconidae. Bases 615 to 2075 code for a protein of 486 amino acids.
UCACAGCUUGAGGUGAGAUUUGUUAGCUAAUAAAUGCGUUAUAUUUUGUAUUGAUUAAAAAACUUUGUACCAAGAAAACAUUUUGUCCCUUUUUUUGUCCAUUUUUCAGAUUGUUUUGAAUUGUAUUCUGUGUGUUUAUUGUACGUACAGAGUGUGCACUACAGAUCCUGGGAAUAAAAGUUAUAUUUAUUGUUAUUAGAGAUAAGACAUCAGUUUUUAUUCAGAUACAGAAGGACUCGAAUCGCAAACUUCAUUGUUAUUAUCGACCGAUUUAUCCCACUUCUCUUCGCUUUAUAAAAAACCUCAGUCCAAUGUUUGUUUACAUCUUUUCACCACCAGAAAAUAUUCCGUGGCACUAGUCAUCACUGAGACGUGCAGUGAAAUUUCUCGAGACUCUAAACGAAAUCAUAUUUCCGAAGUGAAACAAUUGCAUUCGAGUGAUUCAUAAUGCCAAUUUGUGAAUAAUUAAUUCCUUUACUAUUUUUGGGUGUAAGUGGUAUGAAAAUGUGUCAAUGAGUCUCGAUAAGACCGGUUUCGCUAGGAGAUAAGAUCCUCAAGUGUAAGUGCAAUCAUCAGAACGUCACGGUUUCAAGAACUGACAACUGGUGACCGCAAUGAUGGAUGAUGACGACCAGGAAGAGUUGCGCUGUGCCGUCAGUGACGUGGAAAUCGAGGAGUAUACGGAUACGGAAGAAUCACCAUACGGUGCUUAUCAAUCCAUGGAUAAGCUGUUUGACACUGACCAACCGUGUUGGCAAAAAUUCGGUUUUCUGACGACACUUACUGUUCUCGUUGCAUCAAUUACAUCAUCUAUUGUCACAUUUCCAUUGUAUCUCGAGAGUGUCAGCUCCGCUGCUAAUGCGUAUUCUGGUCUCCUGUUCAUCGCAUUCUUCUCGACCUGUAUCCUCGGUGUGAUCUGUUUUAUGGUAGAGAGAAUCUCUCCACCACCUGCCCUCAUUCCUAACAGCUUGAGGAUAAAAAUUCCACGAUGUAGCCUGGCAAAAAUAAGUGGGAUAUACGCGUUAUCUGGUAUCUUAGCUACUCUCUCACUGGAUCAAAAUCGAGUGCUCUGCCACCUCCAGGAUCCUAUCAAAGGGAUUACCCUCGUUUUUUCACUGGUUUACUAUUUCUUCUUCUGUCGUAAAAUGAUGAGUCUCCAGCGAAUUUUCUCCAGUACAACAAUCAUCGUGGGACUGUUUAUAAGUGUUGACUAUGGCCUCUGCGAUGAAUUUCGGUGCAGGGGAAGGGAAGUCUCUGGUCAUACCGUCAAAAUGAGGGGCCCCUGGGGAGCAAGGGCCAUUUGGACCCUAGUCUAUGUUGCAGCACUUGCACUUUUCGCCAUGUUCUUCACGUUGCUAGAGCUGCAUUUUACGACUGGACAACAAAAUAUCUGCAGACUCUCCACAACUCAGCAGAAUUCCUUCCUCUACACAGUGUCAAGAUUGGUAUCAUCACGCGAUAUCAGACGAAGAGGAUCCGAGGAAGAGGGUGGCCGAUUACUCCACGUAACCGAUCCAGACCCAACGAUAAAGCAAAAACAUUUUCCCAAGCCCCCAGUGCUCAACAGUCUACUCCAGAUACAUGCCCUAGCCCUGCUAGUCAUCAUAGGAUUCAGCUGGAUCGAUACACUCCCCGGAAUUGGCAGGGGAUUACCUCCGAAGGAUUUAUUAGAGACGAUCCAGCAUGGGUUUAAGUGUCACUUCUGGGGUGGCUCCACUUGCUCAAAUGUUGCCGGGCAUGGAUGGAUAUUUCUCCUUUCUUACAUUAUUUUUAUUAUCUCAGCUGUCAAUUUUCUAUCCAUGUGCGAGAGUGCUGUCUUCACUGUUGCUGCCACCACUAUUUCAUUACCACUCUCUGGAAUUUGGUGGAGUAUUUAUAGGAUGGAUGUGGGAAUUAAUACAGCCUCAAUAUCCUGGUCACCUGGUGUAACUGGGGAGCUCAUCUGUGCUCUCUUGGGUCUUCCAGUGGUCCUCUUGGGUUUGGGACUGCUGAUUAGGUCCCACUUCAGGGACACUCAGCCCAUAUACCAAUCAAUACCACCCCCCGAUUUGCAUCGGGACAUAUGCCAGAGAUGAAUCGCCACUUAAAAUUGUUAAUCCAUCCUAGCUAGUCCAGUGCUUGUGCAUCAUCAUAAUUUGCAUAGAAGAAUGUCCGAACCCAUGAUGAUGAUGCAGUCAAGGCACAUCGCUGCGUUACAGAUGCCGUUCCACGUCGAUAAAUAAAAAAGCCAAGAUGUUUAAUAAUUACUAUGUCAUGCCAAGAGGAAAUUCACCGAGCCAAAUUAUCGUCAAUUCGUAUAUUGUUGCGGUUGUUAGCUAGUCUUUCUACUGAGUAUCCUUUAUACAUUUGCGUUUUUAAUAUUUUCGUGAAACAAUAGGAGGGGAGUGACAUAAUUGUUUGGGUGAGAUAUUUUUGGUAAUUUUCUAGGGAAACGAUUGACGAGAUCAAAGAAGUUUAACAGCUUUUUAAGAAAUACUCCGCAACAUUUAUAGAUAAAUUUCAAAACUUUUUUUCCCACUCAAUUUAUGGUUUUAAUCUUUAGUAAUAAUUUUGUUAUUAAUACUGCGAAGGUACAAGGUGCGCUAGAACACUAUGAGAUUCUUGAGGAAAAAAUGUUUGCAUUUUAGAGGUGAUGCAUAAAGGGAUUAAUUUACUUUAACUUUUCCGGUGGAUAGAAACAGAAUGAAUUUAACUUUUCAUUUUUUUCAUAACGCAUUAUCAUAAAUUUUCGAUUUUCUCAGAUUUUCAUAUCGAAAUUUAAUACGGAAGGGUCUGAGAUCUGUAACCAGAUCUGUAACAUGUUGUCAAUUCCGUUGAUUUCGAAAAAACUCAGAUUACCAAAAUAAUAUUAUAGAUAUAAUAUGUCCAAAUAUAAUAUCUCAUCUCCAUCAAUUUCACCACUUCCCCAAACAAUUUAAUUUUAUCAACAGCUCAAAUUGUUUAAUGCAAAUAGAGAAAUAAGAAAUUAAGAAAUAACUCAAUGUAUAGUAGUUUUAUAGAUAAUCCAAAAAGGGAUGGAAUUUUUUAUUUACCAAUUUGUCAAUGUUUCUAUUUACUCGGAUGAUAGAUAAGCAAUCGCCCUGGUAGUUUGCUUUCGUAAAAAGCGGAGGCUGAAUAAUUUUCAGUAUUACUAGGUAUAAGAAAUUAGAAACCCAAAUAAUAAGUGCUCAUGAAAAGUCCAAUGUCACCCAAUGAAAAAGUGUUGAAGACAAAUAGUAAAGACGUUAGGAAUUAUUUUUUAUCAUUUUCGAGUGUUCCUUUAGGGAUACAUUUUAUGGAUGUGCCUGCUGGCAGUUUUAUCUCGUCUAUUUUAUCAUUUCUCCUCCAGACGUUCAUUUUAUGGAUAUAGAUGUGCCAUUUUAACGUUUUAAUAAUCAGUGGUCAUGGAAAAAUGGAUAAACAAUUGUUAUCCAACACGUAAUCGUAAAUAUAAGCCAGAAAAAUGCAAAUGUUCCACUAAUUCGUUGAAAGUCAGUCAUUAUCAGUAACGAGCCAAAAACGUCCAUGUUUUUAUAAUAAGAAAAAGCCAUUAACAAUAAAUGAUAUCCUCAUAGACAGAUGUGUAGACGCAAAGGAGCGACUGAAGCCAAUUAACUUACACUGCAAAAAUAAAUCACAAGCUAAAGUAAACGGAAUCAUGACAACGAUUUGUUAGACAACUGUUGGUCGUUAAUGAUGAGAAAAUUUUUAUACUCGGUGUUACUAUGGAACUUGUAACAAGGAAUUUCAAUAGAUUUUUUUUUUCGCUGUGUCUCCUCUUUGCGAUUCACCGAUAGUUGUAGAACCGAUGGAAAUUAUACAUAUGAAUAAACUUUUAGACGUGAUCUUGUAAUUGUUAAACUGUUGUGGAAAAUAUGAAAAUCAAAAAAAAAAUGAUUGGAAAAAAUAUAUUAAUCUGAUAUAUAUUUU